UAUUUUUCUACAUUUGGUGCAGCGAUUUUGCAUUUUCCAACUGAAUACAAGAAGCGGCCUCCAAAAAGUGGAUAUCGACGUAUAAAAAUUAACGCUUCUUCUUGGGAGAUCAGCAAUAUAAGUACUUCCUCCACAUUAAAUCCUGCAAGAUGCCUUGUGACACUGAUUCUGGAGAUACAUUCUAAGCACUGGUUUAAGUGGAAGAAUAAUGAGUUUUCUAAAUUUGAGAGGACACUUCCUUUUGGAAUGUUGAGUCAAGUGGCAGGUCUGAAGGAAUAUAUUGGAGCAAAUCCAGCACUUACAUUUGAAUCAUCCACAGUAGUUGUUCAUUCAAAAACAUCUAAUGUUUCUAUAUCAAGCAAUGAGCUUGAGGAUACAGUGGGGUCAGAUGAAUUCUACGAUGCAAUAGGUGACGAGUCCUCAUCAUCUGAUGAAGAUAGUGAUGACCAAGUAACCAGUAAGAAGGACAAAAAAGUCAAGCUAAAAAAUGUUUCAUGGGCCAUAGCACGCUUGGCUUUAAAGAGGACAUCAGCACCAGACAUUAGUAAGGAACUAAAUCCUGAUGUACCUCCAUUAACUCUUGAUCCAAGUCAGUUUCACGGUACCAUGCGGCUGGGUAAGAGUGAGAGCGACUCUGAUUGCUGGUCUUCGCCAAGUGGUUCUGGGUUCAUGAUCAGAGGGAAGACAUACUUGAAAGACAGUACAAAGGUCACUGGUGGAGAUCCCCUGCUCAAGCUUAUCGCAGUUGACUGGUUCAAGGUGGAUGAGUGCAUCACAAAGGUUGCUCUGCAUUCUAAGUGUCUUGUUCAGUCUGAAGCAGGGAAAAAACUUCCAUUUGUCCUCAUAAUUAACCUCAUGGUUCCGGCUAAACCAAAUUACAGCCUGGUUCUUUAUUAUGCUGCUGACAGACCUGUAAAUAAGAAUUCAUUGUUGGGUAAAUUCAUUGAUGGAACUGACUCUUUUCGUGAUUCAAGAUUCAAACUGAUUCCAAGCAUCAUUGAGGGGUACUGGAUGGUUAAACGUGCCGUGGGAACUAAAGCUUGCCUAUUGGGAAAGGCAGUAACUUGCAAAUACCUUAGACAAGAUAACUUUCUGGAGAUUGAUGUGGACAUCGGUUCAUCAUCUGUGGCAAGAGGUGUCAUUGGUCUUGUACUGGGAUAUGUGACAAGCCUUGUCGUUGAUCUUGCUAUUUUAAUAGAGGCAAAAGAAGAGGCUGAACUCCCUGAAUACAUUCUUGGAACUGUUAGAUUAAAUCGGGUGAAGGUCGAUUCUGCUGUGCCAUUGGAGAGCUGAGAUUCUUUCGUUAGUGAGGGUCAUUAAUCCCCUUGAAAUCGAAUAUAGUGGAGUCAUUAUUAUUAAUUUGUGUACUAAAAUGAUAUCCCAACUCAUUUGGGACUGAGGCGCAGUUGUCAAAAAUGAUAUACCAAGAACAACGCAAAAUCGCAUGUUGUACUGAGAAAACCUGAUUCUUGAAACAAAAGUUGUAACUAAGAUGAAUCAUGUGAAUGCUCAAAAUCCCUAUACUUUUCAAGACAAAUAGUGAUUGUCACGCCUUUAUGUGAA
Nicotiana tabacum (common tobacco) is the source of this 1563-nucleotide messenger RNA. Lineage: Eukaryota; Viridiplantae; Streptophyta; Magnoliopsida; Solanales; Solanaceae. The record is from RefSeq and is a predicted model, not a curated record.